AUGCUUAUUGUUAUUUUCUCGUGGGGAGACAUCAUGGAGGUGGGCAAUCGAGUUCAUGACCCGUGUGUCAAGGUAAGUCUUGAAUUGGAGAGUCUGCUUCAGCACCACUUUCAUAAUAGACAGCAUUCAAAGAGAGUCUUGAAGGACCACCUGCGUGAAGCUGAAUUGGAAAUAACUCAUCUUCGGCUGAGUGUCUCCGCGUAUGCGGAGCAGCUAAAGCAGGAGCGCACCAGAGCUGAGGCUCUUCAACGCGACAUGGAAAAUGCUCAGCGAUGUCACGCCGCUGAGCUCAUGAACCAAGAUAAAAGAAUUAGAGAAAGAUUGUGUGAUGUAGAUGCGCAGGCUCGACUUCUCGUGGUUAAAACGGAAGAGUGCGAACGCCGUUUACAGAGUCUGCAAGAAAAAGAGACGGAACUUUUGAAUCGUGAAGCUAAUUUAAGGUCUCAUCAGGCAUCUUUUGAGGCUGGGAUCAUACCGGCGCAACGACAAGCUGAAGCGGAAAGAGCUCGUAUGCACUACGCACGGGAAAAAGCUGAACAAUUUCUGGAGGAAGCGAGGGUAUCUGCUCUAGCUACGGAAGAGAGAAGACAUCAACUUGAAAAGCUGUACAAUAUAGAAAUGCGGUGUUUUGGGGUUGAAAAGGAAGAAUCAAUUCGGCGGAUGCAUAUCAUGCGACAAGAAAUGUUAGGGGCUGUUUGCCUGAUUUCUUCGCGACAGAUGCAUGCAGGUCUUGCUGAAAACAAGGCCGCUGAACGGAUCCGGAUACUUGAACAAGAAUUAGCUUCUAGAAAAGACGUGUGUGAGAUGCGGGAAAAGGAGUUGUAUUCACGGCACCAACGGGAACGGCAACACUUAAAAGAUGAGAAGGAUCGUUUAAUGUCCAUGAAGGAGGCGAUGCGACAGGACUAUAGAAUUGUAUUGGAAAGCAUUCAUCUUUUGGGAAAUGAAUGCUCCACAGAACCUGAACGGCUACAGGUUAAUGCAUUGAGAGACCUUGAAAAACUCCUCUUUUCCAUGUUAGAUGAUCAACACUUGGGUCUGGACAAGAAGCUGUAA
Molecule: messenger RNA, 1056 nt
Organism: Trypanosoma conorhini
Lineage: Eukaryota; Euglenozoa; Kinetoplastea; Trypanosomatida; Trypanosomatidae
Exons: 1
Coding region: 1-1056 (351 amino acids)
Source: RefSeq, a predicted model, not a curated record